This is a messenger RNA of Moneuplotes crassus, 2806 nucleotides long. The record is from the annotation of a GenBank genome assembly. NCBI's taxonomy places the organism in Eukaryota, Ciliophora, Spirotrichea, Euplotida, Euplotidae.
GGAAAAUGAAGUGUUAUAAGACAACCAGGAACAACUUUGCUAGUGGCAAGGUCAUGACUAGCAGGGGAAUUUCGGGAAAGAUGAACGGCAAAUUACUCAGGCCAAAGCAACAGAAUUAUAAGAGGAAUGUUCCGAAGAGACAGGAGAAGGUGGUGAAUGGCCAAAAGGAGUCUAGAGGGCCUCCUUUGGAUAGCUUUACCUAUACGAAUGGGAUUGAUGAGUUUGAGGAAGAUGAGUUUAAUGAGGCAGAGUAUGAGAAAGUUAACAGUGGCAGAAGCACCAAAGUCUCUAUUCCCUCCAUUAGACCUCCAACAAGAAACAAUUUUAAUGACAACAAAGCAAAAAUGUCUCUGCUUGUACCUGAAGAAAACCAAAGCAACUAUUUAAUCACUGAGUCAUCUAAUAACUUUGAAUCAAUGUCAGAAAUCCCUGAUGAGUCGAUAGAUGGAGAAACAGAAUAUAAACUAGAGAAACCUGAGUCUGAAGAAUUCGAUAAAAACACAGAUAUUUAUGCCCACACCAGCCAUGCUAAAGGACCUCAAGAGCAAAACCAAAAAUUAGCCAAAUUUGAUAAGCUUGAAUCACGCAGAAAAGAGUCAUAUGGGAAGAGAACAGCAAAACCUUCCCCAAACAGGAAAAAUAAGAUACUUCAGAGGCUCCUCUCUAGGGAAUCGAUCAAACCUCAAGAACGGCCUAAGCACAGAAGUUUCAGAGCUAAGACUAACAAAUCUGUCAAUUACAAAAGCAACGAUGACAUUCGGAAAUUAGGAGUUAUCGAUGAGACCAAGCACAAAGACUUCAGCUUGGCUUAUAAGGCCAUUUCCAAACAACUAAUUGAGAACAGCAUAAACCACGAUGCAAGUGCGCCUUCCCUACUUCUGACAAACAGAGAGAUAAAGAACUAUAAGCAAAGGCUCAUGGCUAAGGCUGCUGCAAAGAAAAACGAUCAGUCAAAAACAGUUUAUGAGAGAUUGUAUAAUACAAAUAUCAGAAAAGUCUCAAAAUAUGUUGAAGAUCAAGCAAAGGAGAUAGAAGAACGAGAGAAAAUGCAGACUUACUUCAAGCCAAAGACGAAUAGAUCCAAGUUCGGCACAAGGCGUCGAUCACACAACGAUUUCAUAAAUGACAUCAACACUUUCAAACGUCGUAAGGAUUUCCAAAUCCAACACAAGGCGAUGCGGCAAGAGAUGGAGGAAAGCAAGAUAGUGAACUCUUUCUUUCAAGGGAAGAAAGAUCGUUCUAAAUCUCCUGAUUACGAUAAGAUCAACCACUUGUAUAAGCAAGGGGUUCAGAAGCAACUCCAAAGGUCAAUCUCUCCCAAGAGCAGCAAGCUAUCUAGAAGUAUAGUGCCGAGGAUUAACAAAAGAUCCCAACUGAUUGUUCGCGACCAAAAUGUGUCUGACAUCCUAUACACCGAUGCUCAAAGUAGACAAGACUGUCUGCUUCAAAGGAGGCGCUCCAGUAUGAGGAAGGAGAACAACUCUCCUCCAGUAUCAAACGAGAGGAACACCACUAAUCACUUAAUCAGCAAAAUAUCGAGAGAGCUACAAGGGAUCUGUCUUGAAGAGGAUUUUGGAACUCGUGACAAUAACCUCAAGUUUUUCCAGGUAGUCGUCAUCCUUAUCCGCAUGGGAUACAUCUCAGAAGGACUCACAGAGACUGAGAAGAACCUUGUCAAUAAGCUAUGGAUAAUCCUGAGAGGGGAGGAACUUAACGGAAUAUCUGCAAGAAACUUCCUAUUCUUUCUUCUUGGAAUUCAUAAACUCAAAGGUAGCCAACUUUACUAUCAAAAAGGCAAGAAAGAGAAUGCCCCGACUUCUUCAGCACCUACAAAUAUUUCAAACGAAGAUAUUGAUGUUGAAAUCGUCUCUGUUCAGGAAAAUAGAGCAGCAAAUAAAAAAUCGAUCCUUAACAAAUAUGGCAGCCAAGAUCAGAUCAGCAAGAUUGGAAUAUUUGAUAAAGAAAAUAAGUUCUUCUUCAAGAAUCAGCAAGACCAAGCUGUAGCCUCCAAUUUGUUCGACGGGUUUCUGAAGAAGAAAGCAUCCAUGGCUACCUGAGCUUACUUUAUCGGUGCAAAUCAGGGUCCUGUUGAUAAACGGUAUUCAUACAAGCCCGAACUUAUAUCCCGCCAGAAGAAAUCUGGAAUCAAAGAGAGACCGGGGACAGAAAGAAGAAUGUAUAAUUCUCUACUACAUUCUCAAUCAUUGCUCCAAAAAGGGAAAGAGUACAAAAAGAAUAAAGAAGAGAAAUAAAAGGCAGAUCAUACAAGAAGAACUAAAAAAAUGCACUUUCAAACCUCUCACAAACUCCCUAAACAACAUCAAAUCCACCAUCCGCUACUCAUCUCCUCUUGACCGCCAAAAUUCGAACCCCUCUUCCAAAACCACUAUCACCACCAAUAUCUGUAAGAGAAACUUCGAGAAAUACAUUCAAGAGAAAUUUCCGACUGCCACUGAUGAAGAAGCUGGCUCUCCUGGCUCUCAGGCAGAGAGCCAGGAGAAGGAGGCUGGGAUUUCACUGCCAAGUUGGGAAGAUUUUGAGCCUGAGAGAUUGGAAGGGGGGAAGACAGAGUCGCCGGUUUUGUUCCUGGAUGUUAAUUUUGGGAGUGAUAAGCUGACCAGGAUAAUAAUGUACAAAGACGAUUCUCCUGGUGAACUAGCUGAAGCUUUCUGCAGAGAGCACAACUUGAAUGAGUCUAAGAAAGCGAAGCUGGAAUCAAUCAUAAUUCAACACCUCAAUAGUGCUCUUGACCGUAUAGAAGAAGAGCCUGAAGAAUGUUAAUUAUUCAUAAUUCUAACUUCCAAAU